Messenger RNA from Capsella rubella, 759 nucleotides. RefSeq names its product F-box protein At5g62510. The coding region runs from base 1 to 759 and encodes 252 amino acids. NCBI's taxonomy places the organism in Eukaryota, Viridiplantae, Streptophyta, Magnoliopsida, Brassicales, Brassicaceae. The transcript has a single exon. The record is from RefSeq and is a predicted model, not a curated record.
AUGUCCAGACAGUGUGUAAACUUACCGACCAUCAAAUCCACCAUCUUUGACCAAGAAGAUGAACGUAGUGUCGUCUACUUUUUGGGACACGAUCCUGUUCUUGAUCAAUACAAAGUAGUUUGCACUCUUGUGUCAUCCUCGGAAGAUUUGGUCAAGAUAACCUCGGAGCACUGGGUCUUCGUACUAGAAGUUGGAGGUUCCUGGAAGAGAAUUGAGUUUGAUCAACCUCAUAUUUCUACAAGACCUGGAUUGUGCAUAAGUGGAGUUAUUUAUUAUCUCGCUUUCACUAGUAUGUCUCACGAUAUAGUUGUCAGCUUUGACGUCAGGUCUGAAGAGUUUAAUAUAAUCCAAGCGCCUCUUGUGGUGUCUGCAUUUGUUGACUCUGUGGGUUUUUUAGAGUAUGGUGGUAAACCAGCUAUUAUUGAUCAUACCAGUCUUGGUCAAAACGGUUUGGUGGACAUAUGGGUCUUAGAAGAUGUUGGAAACUGGUCGAGGAGAUCUCUGAGUUUGCAGCCUUGUCAUAUUCAUUUAGUCGAUAGCAACAUUGAGUGGACGAUGGAAGGUGCAACCCAAAACGGCGAGAUUAUCUUGGCACCGUUUGAGUUGUGUUCCCCUUUUUACAUCCUCUGUUAUGAUCUAAAGAAGAAUGUUUUGAGAAAGGUUGAAAUCAAAGGAAUACUAGACCACAAGUUUAGUAGCUUGGACGUUAAUUUGACUCUUAUGGAUAAAAGUGAUAGCAUUGUCCACUUGGAUACUUAA